CGUUAAAAAAACCUCAACAUAAAAAACGUUUAUUCUUAAAAGAAAUGAUAGCAAAAAAAAAAAUUUCGUCCCUGUUUAUAUGGUUCGUAUGCUUCAAAACAAUAUUAUCGCAGAAACUAGGAUCAGAAAACCCGUCAACAUACAAUAUCGGAGGAGUGCUUAAUGAUUAUGAUAGUGAAAUACAUUUUCGGACCACAAUAGCGCAUUUAAAUUUUGAUCAACAAUAUGUCCCACGGAAAGUAACAUAUUAUGAUAAAACAAUACGUAUGGAUAAAAAUCCAAUAAAGACGGUUUUCAAUGUUUGUGAUAAAUUAAUUGAAAAAAGGGUUUAUGCAGUCGUUGUAUCACAUGAACAAACCUCAGGAGAUUUAUCACCUGCAGCUGUCAGUUAUACGAGUGGUUUUUAUCAAAUUCCUGUAAUUGGUAUAUCCUCGCGUGAUGCCGCAUUUUCCGAUAAAAACAUUCAUGUUUCCUUCUUACGUACCGUGCCACCUUAUUAUCACCAAGCAGACGUUUGGUUGGAAAUACUUAGCCAUUUUGGCUAUACGAAGGUUAUAAUAAUUCAUAGUUCCGACACAGAUGGACGAGCAAUUUUAGGUCGUUUCCAAACCACUUCACAAACCAAUUAUGAUGAUAUCGAUGUGCGAAUUGACAUUGAAUUGAUUGUGGAAUUUGAGCCGAAAUUGGAAAGCUUUGCAGAACAUUUGAUUGAUAUGAAAACUGCACAAUCAAGAGUCUAUUUAGUUUAUGCAAGCACCGAAGAUGCUCAAGUUAUUUUUCAUGACUCUGCUCUUAACAAUAUGACUCAGGCCGGACAUGUUUGGAUUGUAACUGAACAAGCGUUACACGCAAACAACACACCUGACGGCAUUUUGGGGCUACAGCUGGAGCAUGCAAACAGCGAUAAGGGACACAUUAGAGAUAGUGUUUAUGUGCUUGCAUCUGCCAUUAAAGAAAUGAUGUCUAAUGAAACAAUAACUGAAGCUCCAAAAGAUUGUGGUGACUCUGGAGUCAAUUGGGAAUCAGGAAAGCGUUUGUUCCAAUACUUGAAGACUCGCAAUAUCACUGGCGAAACUGGUCAAAUAGCCUUUGAUGACAAUGGGGAUAGAAUAUAUGCCGGUUACGAUAUUACAAACAUACGGGAAAAACAGAAGAAACAAGUUGUUGGAAAAUUUUAUUAUGAUUCGGAGAAAGCUAAAAUGCGCCUUAAAAUUAAUGAUAGUCAAAUAUUGUGGCCCGGUAAACAAAAGAAAAAACCUGAAGGUAUUAUGAUACCAACACAUCUGAAAGUUCUUACAAUUGAAGAAAAACCUUUUGUUUAUGUACGUCGAUUGACUGAUGAUGACAAUAGUUGCUAUGACGAUGAAAUUCCAUGUCCAAUGUUUAAUGCAUCACUAGGAACCGAAAAUGAAAAUUGCUGUCGCGGCUACUGCAUUGAUCUUUUAAUAGCUCUUUCCAAUCGUAUCAAUUUUACGUAUGAUUUGGCUCUCUCGCCGGAUGGACAAUUUGGACAUUAUAUACUUAAAAAUCAAACUACUGGCACAAUGACCGCACGCAAAGAAUGGACCGGCUUAAUCGGUGAACUGGUGAAUGAACAUGCCGACAUGAUUGUCGCACCACUCACCAUUAAUCCAGAGCGUGCGGAGUACAUAGAAUUCUCAAAACCCUUCAAAUAUCAAGGCAUCACAAUACUCGAAAAGAAACCAUCACGUUCGAGUACUUUGGUGUCUUUUUUGCAACCAUUUAGCAACACGCUGUGGAUACUGGUAAUGGUGUCGGUCCAUGUGGUAGCACUGGUUUUAUACUUACUUGAUAGAUUCUCUCCGUUUGGACGAUUUAAGCUCUCGCAUUCUGACAGCAAUGAAGAGAAAGCAUUAAAUCUUAGCUCAGCUAUAUGGUUUGCAUGGGGUGUAUUAUUAAAUAGUGGCAUUGGCGAAGGCACACCACGCAGUUUCUCCGCACGUGUUCUUGGUAUGGUUUGGGCUGGGUUUGCUAUGAUUAUAGUUGCCUCAUAUACUGCCAACUUAGCUGCUUUUCUCGUGUUGGAACGACCCAAAACAAAGUUGAGUGGCAUAAACGAUGCUCGUUUACGAAAUACAAUGGAAAAUUUGACUUGUGCUACGGUAAAAGGGUCUUCAGUCGAUAUGUAUUUCCGACGGCAAGUUGAAUUAUCGAAUAUGUAUCGCACAAUGGAAGCUAAUAAUUACGAUACAGCUGAACAAGCAAUAGAGGAUGUCAAAAAGGGUAAAUUAAUGGCUUUUAUCUGGGACUCAUCGCGACUUGAAUAUGAAGCAUCUAAAGACUGUGAACUUGUAACAGCUGGGGAACUAUUUGGACGCAGCGGCUACGGCAUAGGCCUACAGAAGGGUUCCCCUUGGACAGAUUCGGUAACAUUAGCAAUAUUAGAAUUUCAUGAAAGUGGUUUUAUGGAGGCUUUAGAUAAGGAAUGGAUAUUUCACGGUAACGCACAACUUUGUGAACAAUUUGAAAAAACACCAAAUACGUUAGGUCUCACAAACAUGGCAGGCGUCUUUAUUUUAGUGGCAGCUGGAAUUGGUGGUGGUAUUUGUUUAAUUAUAAUAGAGGUAAUUUAUAAAAAGCAUCAAGUUAAAAAACAGAAGCGACUUGAUAUUGCCAGACAUGCAGCAGAUAAAUGGCGGGGUACUAUUGAAAAACGUAAAACAAUACGUGCUUCUCUAGCUAUGCAACGUCAGUACAAUGUUGGUUUAAAUUCUCAUGGAACUGGAACUAUAAGUUUAGCUGUCGAUAAAAGGCGAUACCCGAGAUUAGGACAACGGGGACCUGAGUGUGCUUGGCCAUCUGAUUCAGAUAUACUCCGGAAUCGUCGUUUUAACAACGAUGGAAGCAAAUCCUCUAUAACAAUUGGAUUACAUACACCUUCACUGGGUAAAUUACGUCCUCAAGGAAAUCUUAUGCCACCACGAUUUUCCCCAGGCUACACUAGUGAUGUUUCACACUUAGUGGUAUAAAUUAGCUUAGUUAUUGUUAUAGUCUUUAAAAAAAUUAAUGUUUAAAGUACUAUCAGUAGAUUAAUGUGACAAUUACUAUGUUGAACUACUGACAAAUUUGAAUCCAAAUUGAUAUCCUAUAAUUACUUGAUAA
Messenger RNA from Teleopsis dalmanni, 3123 nucleotides. It is a transcript of the gene Nmdar1, whose product is annotated as glutamate [NMDA] receptor subunit 1. Gene Ontology annotation, cellular component: NMDA selective glutamate receptor complex; plasma membrane; synapse. The coding region runs from base 45 to 2990 and encodes 981 amino acids. The record is from RefSeq and is a predicted model, not a curated record. The transcript has 13 exons. Gene Ontology annotation, biological process: regulation of membrane potential; monoatomic ion transport; ionotropic glutamate receptor signaling pathway. Gene Ontology annotation, molecular function: NMDA glutamate receptor activity. Lineage: Eukaryota; Metazoa; Arthropoda; Insecta; Diptera; Diopsidae.